Mucor mucedo is the source of this 1769-nucleotide messenger RNA. RefSeq lists its product as uncharacterized. The record is from RefSeq and is a predicted model, not a curated record. The transcript is spliced from 3 exons. Gene Ontology annotation, molecular function: ubiquitin binding. The coding region runs from base 75 to 1718 and encodes 547 amino acids. NCBI's taxonomy places the organism in Eukaryota, Fungi, Mucoromycota, Mucoromycetes, Mucorales, Mucoraceae.
AUUGCAUUUUUGUUUGGGGGGUUUCUCUCCUACUUUUUACAACAUAAACAAGAGAAUGAAAUAUUGUCGUAGUUAUGGGAAGAUUACAAGACAACCAGUACGCACCUUUAAUUCGAAAGCAGAACCAAGACAACACCAAAGUCAAAGAAGAGAGAGCGAACAAUGAGGCUAAAUUGCAGGCAACCUUCUGUCCGCCACUAGACCCCUCGCUUAUCCAAGCCAUUUGGAACGAUUCGUAUAAUUAUGAUGCUUCGUUCGAGAUACUAUCCUCAUUAGCUAAGGAUGCUGACCAAACACUUGAUCAACAAGACAUGAUGCAAGCCAUGGAGCAACUCGAGCUGGACGAAUCAACUACAACGACCACCACCACUGAGGGUGAAGAUGAAAACGUUAAUUUCUUACUCAAUUGUUUUCCUACAUUGCCACUGGACGAAUUAGUCGAUGCUUUGAAAUCCCAAGACAAUGAUGUUGAAAAGGCAACCGAUUUGCUGCUUAGCCGAGAGUUCCUUCAAGAGGCAGAACGCGCAGGUGGUGCUGUUCUCGACAAGUCUCAAAACGAAAAUAUGUAUUAUACACGCAAGGACGACGUUUCCAAUAAGAAGAAACCCAAAAAUAACAAGAAAAAGAAGGGUACGGUCUGGACAUCCGGACAAUUACCUAAUACACAAGCAAGUGCGCCAAGAAUCGUAGACGAUGAUCCGUAUGCAGAGUUGGCCACAGUGCCAUUUAAUUGCUGGCAUCAAUAUGAUGCCAUUGUGAAUUCUAUCCAGUGGUAUUUUCCCAAUGUUCCCAAAAUCACCGUGGCAACCUGUGUACAGCAUUGCCGUGGUAACAUCAUUGCAUCCGUCAAAAUGAUUAUGGAAAAGCACCCGGAGGAGAAACCAGAACAUGAAUUAAGUUGGUCAUCCCUCAAAGAGUUAACCAGUGUCAAAGAAGAAUUAGAAGCCAUUAUGGUAGACCGUACACCUGAUGAUGUAUAUCGUGUCUCAGUAGGUGUGAUCAUCAAAUUCGAGGGAAAGAACGUGUCUACGGAGCAUAUGGUUCAAGACGGAAUUGAACAUUUUUUAACGUUUGAUGUGAAUCAGAUGGAAUUGGAAGCCAGACUUAAGAAAAUGGCUAAAGAGUCAGAGACGAUUAGAAGAACAAAGCAAAAGAAUGGCAUGCCUGUGAUACCCGAUUAUUUACUUAUAAAUAACCAACAAGACUAUCAAGAUGAUGAUCCAGAAGAAUGUAGAGAUAUUGCCAUGCAAUUGAUCAUGGAAAGAAACGAAUUAUUUCGUAAAGCAGCAUCUGCUUAUAGACAGUCCAAGAAUAAAGGACCAGGUGAAGGCGGUAUUGCCUUUUAUUACUCUGAUACGGCAAGACAAAUUGAUAGUCGCGCUAAGGAUUGGAAUAUGAGAGCGGCCAGAGCCACCGUGCGUGGACAUAGAAUCCGCCAAAAUGACGAUCAUUUAUUGGAUCUCCAUGGCCUGACUGUGGCCGAGGCACAAGUGCUUGUGAAGGAAGGUGUUACACAAUGGUGGUCAAGAAGUCAAAUGCAAUCUGCACGUCGUCAGUUUCAGCCAUUGAAAAUCGUGACGGGCGUAGGUAAGCAUUCUCAUGGAGGUGAAUCCAAAUUACUACCUGCUACUACAAAGUGGUUAAGAAAAGAAGGUUGGCUAUUCGAAAUGACCAACCCAGGUUGCAUAUACGUCAAAGGAGUUGUAAAUAAAAAGUAAAGUUUUUUUUUUCUUCUUUUUCUUCUUUUCUUUAUUCAAAAUGUCCUUACU